AUGGCAGAUGGUCCCGGCACCUUCAUAACUCUGUCCCCGUCUGACACUACCUACACCAGGACAGAGGGUGACACGUUACCGGACAUCACAUGUACAGCGGACUGUAUACCUGGCUGUACCUUUGUCUGGACACAAGCGGACAACACCAACUUUACUGUCUCACCUGUGUUGUCACUGGGACAACUGGACAGAUCAGAACACGGGACGUACAGGUGUACUGCUAGGAAUGUUGUCGGGGAGUCGACUUUAACAGUCAGUGUUACUGUACAGUAUGGACCGGGAGACAGUGUUGUAUUUGACCCACCACAAGACAGUGUAGAUAUUAUUGAGAAUCAGACCAUCUCCGAUGUCAGGUGUUCCGCCGACUGUAGACCAGCGUGUACCUACACUUGGUCUAGAUCAGGUACAGAUUACACAAACCCACUGAGUCUGUCUGUGGCCACGAGGACCAACGCCGGACAAUACACGUGUACAGCCAGAAACACUGUCAGUCAGGGAACAAAGACUUGGAACCUUAUUGUCAGAUUUCCACCACGAAUUCUCAGUCUUGGUUACACUGACGGUGGUUCUGACGUGGCUGAAAAUGGACUUAAGUCGCUAGUGUGUUCGGUGGAGAGUUUCCCUCCGUCCACAAUACAGUGGUUAUAUAAAGCCAACAACACAGUUCUACUGACCACCCAAGAUGUCCUGGAGAGUACCUACACCCUGACUAACGCUAACUGUCUGGACACCGGACUCUACACCUGUUCUGUCAGAAACAGUGUCUCUAUCACAGCGGUCACCAGGGAUAUAUUUAUAAAUGUUCUGUGUAAACCACGUCAGGACCCAAGAGUUAAACUUAAUAACGAUUUUGGAUUAGCUACGGCCGAGACUCUAGUCAUGAAUGUCAUGUUCCUCUCGAAUCCGGAACCAACUUUUUCUUGGUCUUUCGAAACAUCACCAGGCACGGGUGUUACAAAUCUUGCCAAUGGCAGAGACAAUUUUGAUAUUCAAGAUAUGUUCACAGUGACAGAUCUGUCAGCCGUAUCAGUCGGGACACGAAAGACUAUACAAGCGUCCUGGUUUGGUGUCUACAAUGUUACGGCGACGAACAGUCAGGACAGUGAUACGCUCAGUGUUACUGCUGCAGCGAAAGAAUUCGACUAG
Molecule: messenger RNA, 1146 nt
Organism: Pecten maximus
Lineage: Eukaryota; Metazoa; Mollusca; Bivalvia; Pectinida; Pectinidae
Product: hemicentin-1-like
Exons: 7
Coding region: 1-1146 (381 amino acids)
Biological process (GO): cell-cell adhesion
Cellular component (GO): cell-cell junction
Molecular function (GO): cell adhesion molecule binding
Source: RefSeq, a predicted model, not a curated record